This is a messenger RNA of Rhagoletis zephyria (snowberry fruit fly), 816 nucleotides long. RefSeq lists its product as uncharacterized. NCBI's taxonomy places the organism in Eukaryota, Metazoa, Arthropoda, Insecta, Diptera, Tephritidae. The record is from RefSeq and is a predicted model, not a curated record.
AUGGUCGAUAACGAUGCACAGGCAUCACUCGACGGAAAACCUAACCUUCCGAAUACUGCCGACGACGGGCAAAUAAUGUCCGCACGCGUUGUGAAGCUGCCCCCAUUUUGGAAGGAUAAUUGCAUCCUGUGGUUUGCACAAGUCGAGGCUGCAUUAGACAUCGCCCAAAUCCGCUCAGACGGCGCAAAGUAUAAAUACGUGCUGGUCCACCUCGAUGAGACGGCUUUACCAUUUGUCGCAGAUAUAAUUACUUCACCACCCGAUGAAGACAAAUAUGCGGUUUUAAAAGAACGUCUGAUAAGCACCUUCGAAGAUACCGAAGACAUAAAACUUCGCCGUCUCCUGCAGGGACUCGAGUACAUUGAAGGGAAGCCCUCACGCUACUUGCAGCGCCUUAGAAACCUUGUUCCUCGCAAAAUACCCGACGAAAUUUUACGCACCAUAUUCCUGGAACGACUGCCAUCAAAUAUUCGCUGCGUCUUAGCAAUCAGCGCAACACAAGACCUAACCACGCUGGCUCUGCAAGCAGAUAAAAUAUUCGACGCUCAGAGUAGCAUCAUGACGAUACAUAAAACAGAUAAAACCAACAGCGAACCGCCGAUGAAACCCGUCGAAACAAUUUCACAGCAAAACAGUAUCGAUGAGCUCAGGGCAGAAAUACAUGCGCUUUCGAAGAAAAUUAACAGUUCGAAGGUCGGAGUUGGCGUCUCGUCCAACGACAAACUAUGUUACUAUCACCUUCGUUUUGGCAGCCAAGCUCGAAAAUGCCGUCAACCUUGCGAAUUUAAGAACAGCAAAAACAAUUCGGGAAACUAG